AUGCCCGACCCCGGCCUCACUAUGCUUGGCGUCUCCGCCGCGCUCUUCCAGGUGAUCGUCAUGGUCGCAGUGUGGCAAACCACGUCGCUCCGUCGCUCCACCGACAACCCCGAGGAGGACGCUCGGCGUGAGGAACAAGAACGCAGGGAGGGAGCAGCUCGGAGAAUUCGGGAUUUUGAGGAACGCGAGAGGAUGCAGGAGGCUGAGAGGAAGCGCGGGGAGCAGCGCAAGCAAGACGACACGAUGGUUCGUGAGCUCAUGAGAAAGACUGCUUCGUUGGGCAAUGCAGAGGAGGAGCAUGAUGAGAAGACUCCGCUCCGCGCACAGGAUGAGAAGGGUACUAUUUAA
Molecule: messenger RNA, 348 nt
Organism: Colletotrichum abscissum
Lineage: Eukaryota; Fungi; Ascomycota; Sordariomycetes; Glomerellales; Glomerellaceae
Exons: 1
Coding region: 1-348 (115 amino acids)
Source: RefSeq, a predicted model, not a curated record